AUGAACAAAAUAACGAAAACAAGUAGAAAAUAUGGACUGGAUAUAACCACCAGCAAAACCAAGCUAAUGAUCAUCAGCAAGGAAAACAUAACUGGAGCAAAUCUGUAUGUAAACCAAAUGAGAAUUGAACGUGUCUUACAGUACAAUUACUUGGGAACUAUAAUUAAUGAGUUUUGGGACAAUACCCAAGAGAUUAAAUGUCGUAUCGGAAAGACAAAAAGUGCAUUCUUGACUAUGAGCUCUAUGUUCAAGAGCAAUGACCUCACCCUAGAAAUAAAAAUUAGGCUCCUUAAAUGUUACGUGUACUCGGUGCUUCUGUACGGAGUAAAAAUGUGGAAAUUGAAGGCGAAAACUCUAUCAACACUUCAGGCUUUUGAGCUAUGGUUAUACAUGAUUAUACUGAAGAUACCAUAGACAGACGAAGUCACCAGUGAAGAAGUACUGCGGAGGAUGAACACAACCGCGGAUUUGGUCAACAUCGUGAAGGGCAGUAAGCUUGGGACAUAUAAUGGGAAAUCAAGGCAGCUAUUAGCUACUCCAAUGCAUUUUGCAACUAAAAUUGAAGGAAAAAUGGCCUCAGGAACGAAAAAGAAUAUCCUGGCUUGCUAAUCUGAGAGCAUGGUACAAAAAACCUUAACACAGCUAUUCCGUAUAGCAACCAACAAAGUCAUCAUAGCCAGAAUUAACGCCAACGUUCGGAACGGACAGGCAACAUAA
Molecule: messenger RNA, 717 nt
Organism: Diabrotica balteata
Lineage: Eukaryota; Metazoa; Arthropoda; Insecta; Coleoptera; Chrysomelidae
Source: the annotation of a GenBank genome assembly